CCCUCUUUCCCCUUGCCCCUUCCAAACUGAAAACUCCAUUUGGUACUUCAACAACAGACGACGGCAUAAACACCGAUUUUAAAUACGUGGCAGUCAAACAAAAAAGGAAUACUCUUUACACUUCACGUAGAAAAGUAACCAUUAUUUAAUUCGGCAGUAUGGACUUCUUUUCAAAUAUACCUACUCAUAUGGACUAUGAUGGCCAGGGCCGAUCGGAAAAGAUUUCAAGGCUUAUUAUAACAUUAUUUGGGGUUGUUGGCCUCGUCUGGGGAUACAUAAUUCAGCAAUUUUCAGAGACCGUUUACGUGCUAUUUGCAGGAUUUUUCUUAGCUGCCUGUCUCACUGUUCCACCAUGGCCCAUGUACAGAAGAAAACCUCUACCCUGGCAGAAACCCAGACCUGCACCCCGAGAAGAAGGGUCGGAGACUCAGUCGCCAAAGACCAAGAAAAAGAAGUAGUCAUAGUAUUUUCUGUUUUGAAUUGUCUUGCUUUGGUUCUCACCUUGCCGUUCCAUUCCAUGUUUGAUUUGUGUUAAGGGCGAUUCAUCCACUGGAUCUCUCAUUGUUUUGUGCUGUCUUCAUUUUUUGGGUUUUAGAGUACUACUGUUUUGUUAUACAUGUGUGAACAGUCUCAAUAAAUUGAUUUUAUUGUGAA
This is a messenger RNA of Thrips palmi, 654 nucleotides long. It is a transcript of the gene Spase12, whose product is annotated as signal peptidase complex subunit 1. The record is from RefSeq and is a predicted model, not a curated record. NCBI's taxonomy places the organism in Eukaryota, Metazoa, Arthropoda, Insecta, Thysanoptera, Thripidae. Gene Ontology annotation, biological process: protein targeting to ER. Gene Ontology annotation, cellular component: endoplasmic reticulum membrane; signal peptidase complex. The coding region runs from base 159 to 458 and encodes 99 amino acids. The transcript has 4 exons.